Molecule: messenger RNA, 1980 nt
Organism: Coprinopsis cinerea okayama7#130
Lineage: Eukaryota; Fungi; Basidiomycota; Agaricomycetes; Agaricales; Psathyrellaceae
Product: metalloprotease
Exons: 12
Coding region: 1-1839 (612 amino acids)
Molecular function (GO): metalloendopeptidase activity; zinc ion binding
Source: RefSeq, a predicted model, not a curated record
AUGACCUUUUCAUUGCGCUACAGGUUUCUUGCUCUCUGCAUUCUAUUGUUGAGAGUUGGUUCCCUCCCAACCGUUGAUAAAACCUCGGUCAGCGCGGAAGAGUGUGCCUACGGGUUUUAUCAGCCUCCAGCUACGUUCAGGACUUCAGCUGAGCUUGGGGUUUCCAAGAGGGUAUUGCUCCAGCGCGACCCCAUUCGCCUGGACUCUGGCGCCCUCGAAGCUGACCGAUACAAAGCUGUUGUUGCUCGAGAGCUUGAUAUUCCUCUUGCGAACGUGGAGUAUGUCAGUGGCUUUGAGUCGGACGUUGCAAGACAUGCGUACUUGCAGCAGUUGCAUAACGGUCUUCCCGUCUUCAAUGCAGUGGCCAACAUUGCGUCCACGGAGGAUGAAGUAGUGUCAUUCGGUUCAUCUUUCGUCGCCGAUACAGACAAAGCCGCACCUUCCACACCAACUCUCGAAUUCGGGGAUGCUCUUGCCAAAAGCAACGUGGAUGACCUUCUGGGGGUAGUCGCCGGUAGCGGGACCAGCAGGUCCGGAGAGGAUGCAAUACUCGGAUAUUUAUCCCGCCCAGAUGGAACUUUGUCUCUUGUCUAUGCAACGGAUGCUCGAAGCGAAGAAGAAUGGUAUCGGGCGUUUGUAGAUGCUCACACUGGCGAACUGGUCUCUGUCGUCAACUAUGCUGCUGACGCUUCUUACAAAGUUGUCCCGGCUAAUAGAGCUUCCCCAGCGUCCAGCCUUCGGAUUCUCUUCAACCCUCAAGACCCAGUUGCAUCCCCGAGGGGAUGGCACGAAUUUGGGCCCCACAAGUUUAACCGCACAACUGGCAAUAACGGUGUAUCCUACGCCAGUGGCCGUACUCCUCUCUGGGCGCCCCAAACAUCCAACUUCUUGGACUUCAUCUACACGUAUGACCCAAACAAAGAACCGCUUUACACGCCAGGAAACUAUUACGCUGCGGUGACCAACGCGUUCUAUGUGAUGAACGUUAUGCAUGAUAUUUCAUACCGGUAUGGUUUUGUCGAGUCGGCAUUCAAUUUUCAACAGGAGAAUUAUGGUAAAGGUGGGAAGGAAGGCGAUGGAGUGCAGACGAUCUUGCAUGAUCUUUCUUUGGAGAGGAAUGCGUCGAUGAUGACGGGUCCGGAUGGGGAGACGCCGCUGCUUCGGUUGGGAAUUUACUGGGACGAAGCUAAUGCGUAUACUGGUAGAGAUUUUGGAAUGCAAAACGACAUCAUCAUCCACGAGUACGCGCACGGAAUUACUAACCGGCUCGUCGGUGGGGGAACGGCAGCAUGUCUCCAGACUCGUAUUGCCAGAGCCGUCGGAGAAGGGCUUUCAGACGCCUUUGCGGACUGGAUGUGGCAACAAGGAAAUAAGGGGUCGAUCUUGGACUUUAGGAUGGGCGUGUGGGUCUCGAAGAAGCCGGAAGGUCUGCGACGUUAUCCAUACUCGGUUGAUCCUGCCAUUAACCCAUUGGUACAUACCAGCUUGAGGGCAGUUACCGACGAGCAUGAUAUGGGGGAAAUCUGGGCUGAGAUGCUUCACGUCGUCCACGCAGCUCUGGUUGAAUUUGCAGGUUUCUCGCCGAACGCCGCAAGGGACCCGUCGACCGACCACGGAAAUGUCGUCUUCCUCCGUGUGUUCUUCGACGCACUGUCUCUGAUGCCCUGUAAUCCGACUUUUGUCCAAGCACGGAAUGCGUGGAUCCAGGCUGAACAAACGAGGUACAAGAAGAAAUAUCGAUGUGUACUGUGGGCGGCGUUUGCUAGCCGAGGCUUGGGCUUCAGGGCCUCCUCCAUCUUCGUCUUCGACGAUCAUACCUUGCCCACGGACUGUAAAUAGCUCUGUGCUUUACGAUACCUUUUUCGCGGCUGAGGAAGGAGAAGUCGGAGGUCGGAAAUUUGAUCCAAUUUACAUUAUGGCUUCGGACCGUAUUAAUAGCCUGUCGUAAACGAAGUGAAUUGUAUGGAGAUUCACUCGUAG